UACAGGUCCUAUUAUGAAUGCGUCUCUAUAAGAGCUGCUCGAAAUGGAUGAUACAAAGAUUAUAUACCACAUAGAUGACGAAGAGACCCCCUAUUUAGUUAAAAUUGCUGUAUGUCCGAGCGCUGUUACCUUAGGGGACUUUAAAAAUGCUCUAAACCGACCAAAUUACAAGUUUUUCUUCAAAUCAGUUGAUGCUGAUUUCGGAGUCGUGAAAGAAGAAAUAGCGGAUGAUGAUGCAAGACUACCAUGUUUCAAUGGAAAAGUCAUUUCAUGGCUUGUUUCUGCAGAUAGUAGUACAAAAUCAGAUAACCAUUCAAACGGUGCAGGUGAAAACCACCUUUCCAGUCAAAAUAAAAAUUCUACAAACUUCAACAAAACUCCCGACAAUAUACACAGUGCCUCGAAAAAUGAAAUCCCCAGUGAACAAGAACAUGCCAUUGGGACAACAGGGCAUGGUCUUGAGGAAUGUGAUACUUGUGUCGAGACAGACUCAGUGUAUAGCGGUGAUCGGGUUCCUCCUCUGAAAAAUUUUCAUAAUUACAAGCAUGGUUCGCGCUUGGCUAAACUUGGUCAAAGAAUCCAAAACUAUGAAACAUCUUCAUCCAUGAUGAGUUCAGAUCUGGAAUCCACAAGCUUUUUCGAUUCAGAAGACGAAUCAAGCAGAUUUUCAACAGCAACAGGUACAACUAUGUCUUCGGCUAAAUAUCCAAGACAUAGAAGACAACGAAGACACAGACGAAUUCUUCCAAUAAGACGUACCAGUGAAGAUGCUACUUCUUUUAGCAGUGUAACCGAUUCCACAAUGUCUCUCAAUAUAAUUACCGUCACUUUGAAUAUGGAUUCAGUGAAUUUUCUUGGAAUCAGUAUUGUUGGUCAAUCUAACAAAGCAGGAGAUGGUGGUAUCUACGUAGGAUCUAUUAUGCGUGGUGGAGCUGUUGCACAAGAUGGUCGAAUAGAACCUGGAGAUAUGAUACUAGAAGUAAAUAGAAUCAGCUUCGAAGAUAUGAGUAAUGAUGAGGCUGUAAGAGUUUUACGUGAGGAAGUUCAAAAGCCUGGUCCUAUCACUUUAGUGGUGGCAAAAUGUUGGGAUCCCAGUCCAAAGAACUACUUCACAAUUCCUCGUCAAGAACCAGUUCGCCCAAUUGAUCCUCGGGCUUGGGUCUUACAUACAAAUGCGAUGACUGGAGCACUUGGAACACCUGGAUUUGAUGGAAAUACACCUUUUUUUGGUUCAGGAUCACCUGCUGCUGGAAUGGCAAUGAUUCCUGGCCAUUUUAUGGGUAUGACUCCAUCCUCUGGAUUGUCCGUACCAUCUAUGCCUCCUGGUAUGCCUCCUUUAAUUUUACCACCUUCAAUGGCUGGAAUCAAUGCAAUACCUUCAUCUAAUAUGACUACUAAAUCAUUACCAGAAGUUGCUGAUGGUGAUGGUUUAACUGGUGGGUAUCAUCGCAGUAGAGGUCCGGCAAGUAGUGGAGUUGUUGGUGGGCCAGGAAGUACGAAAACUAACGGUUCCCGAUCAGGAGGUGAGACAACUGUCGAUGCUAAAGGUACUCAGUCACUUCUGUCUGGUGCGAAUGGCAAAUCAUCCACAUCAUUAACUGUAGCUUCUGAUAUGGCUUCUGUAGUUCAUGAUAUGUUGAUGUCUGAUUCUGGUCUAGAAAUACGUGAUCGAACGUGGCUGAAAAUAACCAUCCCAAAUGCUUUUAUUGGCUCUGAAUUAGUUGAUUGGUUAUUCACACAUGUAGAUGGUUUUGCAGAUCGGCGAGAUGCUCGGAGGUAUGCAUCCAACCUACUGCAUUAUGGUUAUAUUUGUCAUACCGUUAAUAAGAGUACAUUUUCCGAACAAUGUUACUAUACUUUUGGAGAUAUAGCCACAACGUUGUCUCAUCUUAAUUUAGACGAAGUAGAUUCAGUUUCUGAAAUCGGUGCUAAUUCUUCAUCUCAUACUGGUACUCAUCCUAUGAUGCCUCAAAUGUAUCCUCACGUCCACCAUGUGCUUCCUGAUGCUCCUGGUGGUGGUUCAGCUACAGGUCUAUCAUCAGUACAAAAUCAAAAUGCUCCAUCUAAUCCUAAUCUAGGUUUAAUGUCAUCUCCUAUACCUGGUGAAGGGAAUUCACUUGCUCAAACCAACUCUCAUUAUCCCUACCCACCUGUACUUUAUCCUAUUCCAUCAACAGCUCCUGUGUCUUCAUCUGGUCCUUGUAAUGUUGAUGCGAAUGGAAAUGACUGUAGUUUUGUUAACCCAAACUCAUCUGCUCUUUCUGGUCUUAGAAAUAGAAUGUCAAAUAACGGUCAAAUGGGUGUGGAUUCUGCCAUGUAUCCGGUAAAUACCACUACCAUGGCUCCUCAUACACGUUCUGUUAUUCCUAAUCAGACACAUGUUACUACUAUGAAUGCUACAUCAAAUCAAAAGAUACAACAGCAGAAAGUAAACAACUCUUCCUCGUCUAGUUCAUCUCGUUCUUCUGCAUCUUCAACAUCUUCCUCUUCUACCGGUUAUUCUGGUAACAGACGUCCAGCUGGUCUAUCGGCUAAUACUACUACUCAAACACUUAACACCAAUGUUCCUCAAAGUAUGAUCACACCACUAGAUACCUCAGCUUCUAAAGGCCUUCCUUCCUUAAAUAAGGGUAUUCAACGACGCACUGAUCCAUCAAGUGUACAAAGUCUUUCCGUCUCAUCUCAUCCAUGUUUUUGUAUGCCAUUCAUCCGAAAAACUCUUAAUUCAUCAUCGCAUGCUAAUAAUAAUAAUAUUAAUAAUGCAUGUAAAAAAUUAGAUACACAACAGAAGCAACAAGAAGAAGAACAACAACCAUGUCAAACUAAAAAUGUUGUGCAUGAUCGCCAUUCUGAUCUGCAUGAACUAGAUUCCGCAAAAAAAUCAUUAAUAUUGUUAUCCGAUGAGAAUGUCAAUAAUAAUAAUUAUAAGAUAGUUGAUAAUCUAUCAUCAGUUGCCAUUACUAAUUCUACCAUAUCUACUACUCCUACAAAUGAUAAUCGACGUAAUUCAUACUCAGUGAAAUCAUUAAACCAACAAAUAACGAAUAAUGUUAUUGAUAAUGACCGAACAACAACAAUAACCACUACUAGUGAAUGUUACAGUAAUAAUAAAGAAAUAGAUCAUAAUGACAGUGAUAAUAAUAAUCAAUUAUUUUUUUUGGCAAAACAUGACAGUAUCAUUAAUAAUGAUUUCAGUACUGAACAUUUAUCAUUCAUGGAAGAUAAAAUACAUGAAUCAGGUUUGAUAUCGUGCAUACAUAUAAGUACAUUAUUAUAGAUUAUUACUACUAAUUCAGUUAUAUGAUUUGACUAGCUUUAGGGUGUAUAUAGUCUGUUUUGUACUAUAGAUAAAUAAUCUCAAAAAAUAGGCAAGUAUAAUGCACACUCACUGUAUAAUCACUUACUAUUAUUACUAUUACUAUUAUUAUUAAUAUCGUCUAGUUCUUACAAUAAAUCAAGUAUAUUUUUUGGUUAUUUCUUCACAUAUCAAACACAAUAAUUUUUGGUACAUUAAACUAAUGGUAAUUUACUGCACUUUUCUUUUAACAGCUCAUGGUUUAUGCUAGAAGACAUCAUCUAUUUGUGUUUUUUUCCUUUACUAAUUGCAACCAUAGUUCCACUUAUGAUAUAUACAUAUAUAUGUUUUUUCUGUGUGUAAUAUGUUUAACAGUUUAAUUCUCCAAUUGGAUACUCCUACGCUUCUAACACGCUUUUUUUCAUUACUUUCAAUUUUAGGCACAAGCAGUACUAGUUCUGCAAGUCGCCAAAAUGGAACUGGGGCAAGUGCUGCUGGGAGUGGUAGCGGCAGUGCCGUAACUACACAUGUACUCAAAAAAUUUAACACGAAUAAUAAUGGUAAUAAUAAUAACAGUGUAUCUAAUAAAUCCGAAUUUCUUGACAAUGUUCAACGUACACAGCAUGGUAUGGAUUUUAACAAUGCAUUUCGUCAAACUAACUGCAAUUUAGUCAAAGAUUCAAACAAUAAACCAGAACUCAAUCAAUCAUUUAAUCAUACAAUGACAACUGGUGGAAGUAACCUUACCACUGGUGGAAUUCACAAUAAUCAGAGAUGAAGUAGUCUAUGCGUUCAUUCAUUCGUAUACAUAAACUGACAGAUUACUCUUUCUAUAAAUUGCAAAUUAAAGACCUUCAGUUUGCCGAUUAAUGGCAUAAUCAUUUGUGGAUCUGUUUAAUUUUCUUCUAUCUGAAAAUCCGACAAAGAAUAAAAUGUUACAGUGGAAAAGACAUUCAUCUU
Schistosoma curassoni is the source of this 4255-nucleotide messenger RNA. The record is from the annotation of a GenBank genome assembly. Lineage: Eukaryota; Metazoa; Platyhelminthes; Trematoda; Strigeidida; Schistosomatidae.